This is a messenger RNA of Ambispora gerdemannii, 1947 nucleotides long. NCBI's taxonomy places the organism in Eukaryota, Fungi, Glomeromycota, Glomeromycetes, Archaeosporales, Ambisporaceae. The record is from the annotation of a GenBank genome assembly.
AUGACAACUAGUUACCUAGCUUCCGCCUCAACAAAUGUUAAAAUAUGGGAUUUGAGAGAAAUUGAUGGGGCAAAUCCGAAGAAUGGUACCUCUUCUACAGAAGCAGCAGCAGCCAACAAUAAUAACAAUAAAACACUAUACGGUGUAGAGCUCGCUUCUUUUUCGCCUUUGGACUCAACUGCCGUUAAUUGUGUGCGAUGGAGUCAUGAUAAUCAGCUGCUUGCUGUGGUUGGUAAUGAGAGUUCAAUAACGAUACAUAAUCAAGAAGGAACACGUAUUGAAUCGAUAUCAUUGAGCAUUCUGGAUUAUCCAGAUAUCAAUGCACUUCGCUGGGCUGAUAAGUUGCGACGCUUAAUCUUUGGAGGAUCAGAUAACAUCGUGCAUGAAUGGGACGUGGAAGAAAAAAAAUUCAGUAAUUCAUUGAAAGGACAUAGUAGCACGAUAACAUGUCUGGAUUUGAAUCUUGAUGAAACAUUAAUUGCAAGUUCUAGUUCUAAUGGAGAUAUUAUUGUACACAAUCGACAAAAAUCCACUGCAAAUAGCUUGACGACGGGAGUAACGAAUCGGUCUAUCAACACUCUUGAAUAUUCUUACUUCAAGCAAGGCUUGCUUGCAGCUGGUGGUGACGAUGAAGAACUACGACUAUGGGAUACUUGUGUAUCCACGACAGCCAUUCGGACGUUCGAUAGUGUGCAUCAUGAUUCGAUAAAGGGAAUUGCAUUCUCGCCUUAUAAUUCAACAUUCAUGGCCAGUGCUGGUCUUGACAGAAGAAUCGUGCUUUAUGAUGUGGGGAAACAAGAGGACGUGAAAACUUUAAUCACCGAGUGUCCUUUAACAGCGUUAGCCUUCAAGCCGGAUGGGUAUACAUUAGCUGCAGGCACAGAUAAAGGUAAAAUUCUUGUGUAUGAUCUCCGUUCACUUAGCAAACCAAUUUAUACGUUGUUGGGGCACGAACCACGUCCAAUUCAAUCUCUUCGUUUUCAGUAUAAACUACGACGCACCACAAAUGCAAAAACAAAAGGUCACACUCGUACAUCAUCUAGGGGAUCAACAUCUAGUACUACUACUGCUGUUUCUGCUCAUACUAAGUCAAAAGUCGCUACUGCUACAAUAACACCGCCAACAAGUGAAUCAAAAAAAAAGAAUCAAAUAGACAUUACUAGUAGUGUGAUUUCUCCCACACCAACUAAAGGGCUCUCUGCUCUUAAAUCACGAUCAUCUGUUCCUCCUCCAACCACCAGCACCAAAAAUGAAACAACAGCAAAGGACAAGAAUUAUAUGGACAUGUUUUCUCCCGUAAAAGAUAAUCAGAACGAAGAGAAUGGCUUGAAAAAUUCAAUAUGGAAUCUUGACAUGUCAAUAAACUCCGGACCCUCUCCGCUAACUAGCACCGUAAAUGAAUCAACAACAAGGGACAAAAAUAAACAGAGCGAACAGAUUCCUCACGUGAAAAAUGAUAAGCAGAGUUCAAUAGGGAAUCCGGACAUGUUGAUAAACUCGGUAUCUAUGGAUAAACUAAAGAAUGGGAUUGUGACAAAAGUCAAAGAGAGUAUUGGAGGAGUCGCACAAUUGAAUGAGAAUGGGAUUGUGACAAGAGCCAAAGAGAGUAUUGGAGGAGUCGCACACUUGAAUGGGGAUUCUACAGAUUCUACUAUGGGAAAUGGUGUCAUGAAGGUUACAAAAGAUGGCAACAAUAAUGACACAACUCCAUCAUUUCAGUACCAAGUAUUGGAAAAUAUUGUUGAAGAUUGCUUACAUGAAUUCAGAACAUCCUUACGAAAUGAUAUACAAAAUAUGCAUCUAGAACUACUUCGACAGUUUCAUAUACAAAAAACUGAAAUGGAAAUGAUGUUUCUAAAGUACUGCGGAGAGUCGGUGGCACUUCGGGAGGAAGUUGAACGUUUGCGGGAAGAAAAUCAGAGGCUCAAAAUCAAGUCAUACAAUUGA